GACAUUUUCGGUCAUUUUUCUCGCAUCGUCGGGAUAAUUGCUGGAGUGUUCCGCGACGGAAAUCGAUUUUUCCCGGCGAACGCAGUGCAGCGGUCUGAUUCGGCUUCGACACCGUCGUCCAUCGCAAGGUCAAUUUCUCGGGUGGACUAGGCGGUCGCGCUUUGCGGCACUUCCGUUGCGAAUAGAAAAGCUUCGUUUGUUUGCAGAAGGAGAAAAAAGCGCACGGUAGUUAAUCGGAAGUAGUUUUCUUAUACUCGGUGUGCGGGCAAAUGCGUUGCAAUGUCCAUUUUGGUGUGUUCAAAAGUAUAAAAAAAGUAUCGAAAAAGUACAAUUUCUUUUGUGUUCAGUUCCAAUUGUAAAAAAAAAGUAAAAAUGAAAACAAUGUUUUAAAAACCGAAUCUUCCACCGGGGUACUAAGUACGCUCGGUGAAUCUGUACUUGUCCCAUCCGGCCAAGCACCAGCAUUGCACCAAAUGGACAGCGACGACUCGCGACCGGGUUCGUCGGCUUCGAACAGUUCCGAUUCGGAGCAGGCGGCGAGUCCGUCGGGCAAGGAGCAAGAGGAUGACCAGUCGGACGGAUCCGGUUCGGGUUCUCGUUCACCUUCACCAUCGUCGAAUGCCGGUGGCGUCGAGGCUAUUGAGGCAGGCCACCACGAGCAAGACGACGGCAACCGCCGUCGAUCGCGAUCAAACUCACCCGGCAGUUUGACGUACGACGGUGGCAUGAUGAAGCACGAUUCGCUGUCCAGCCCGUCGAAACACUACGAUGCACCGUCGCAGUCGAACUCACCGUCGUACCGCAGUGCGGACAAUUCGCGCCACUCGCAGCCCAAAUCGCCCCAAUCGUCCCCGAACGUUCGAUCGCGCAGCGGAAGCCUUUCGGACGGGGUAAAGUCACCAUCGCCCGAGCGGGGAGGUGGCCGGGAGUCCCGUUCGCUAUCGAAGGAAUCGAACCGUUCGGAUAACAGUGGGGGACGCCACCGGCGGGGAAGCACCGGUGGAGGGCAGGGACGUUCGCUGUCGCGCACAUCGAGCACCUCGAACCUAAGCGAAAAGCUAAAGGGUGAGGAAAUUUCCGACUGCGAAAUCGAGUCCGAUCGGGAGGAUAGGGAUGAAGCGAUAGAGGCAGGCGGAGAGGAGGAAUCGGAACGUACGUCGGGGCUCAAGAAGGGCAACAGUGCUCUGGACAUGAGCCACGAAGAUCUGAGUGACGUAAGCUUGGAGAGCGACAACGAACCCGAGCCGGAGGAUGAAGGGCGCGACAGUGAAGCCGAGUCCGAGAAGGGACAUCAUAAUAGAGACCGGGAUGAUGAACCCGGCGACGAGGCUCUCGAGGACGAGGAGGAAGACGACCGUAGCCGGCAGGCAACGAAUGCGUCCGCGACGCAGAGUUACGCUUCCGCGCGGGAGGAUAGCGAACCGCGCGAAACCGUGACGGAGCGGCCUAAAAUAACCGAUUUGCGUCAGAAGCUCGAGGAGAAGAAAACGCAACUACGCACCAUGGAAGCGGAAAAACACGCGCUUAAUGGUGCGGCGGCUACGGGUGGGACGAACGGUGGACCGGCCGCGCUGAUCAGCGAGGGGGGGAACUUGAUGGACAAAAAGAUCGACGAGGAUGCGCUGGACUUCGAGGCCGAAGAGGGCGAAUGUAAUGACGUUCCGAAGGAGCCGGCCAGCGUAACGAAGCGAGGAGAUGAUGGUCCGGAAGGAGCUGCACCGGAGAAGGACAAGAAGGACGAGGAAAAUGAAAAGGAAUCCGACGCAGAGCUGGAAGAAGGUGAAGAGCUGGAGGAAGGUGAGGUGACCGAUGAAGAUGAAAAACGUCCGGAAGAAACCGAACCCAAACCGGUCUGUCGGUUCUACACGCGCGGCCAGUGCACCUGGGGCAUGAGCUGCCGUUUUCUGCAUCCCGGCGUGACUGACAAAGGCAACUACACUAUGUUCGACAUGGUUCGCCCCGUGUCGAUCACACAUCCACCGGCUCCCGGGUAUGGCGCGCACCGGGAACCGAUCUACGCCUCCGAUUACCGACAUGAACGAUCGACGGCACUGCAUCACCUAGCGGCGGCACAUCAUCCGGCCGUAGUUGCACCGUAUCCGGCGGCCGUGGGGCUUCCGGUGGCGGCUGGCCGACCCGUCGAGCCGAUAGUGGGCGAAAGCGCCUGGGAGCGAGGGUUACGUACGGCCAAGGAGAUGAUGCGCAAGGCCAACAAGCGCAAGGAGCAGGACAUUGAUUUCGACGACAAGAAGAUGAACCUAUCGCUCUCGCAGGAGGAACUGGAAAAGGACAACUACUACACACGGGAUCGCGCAUCGCCUCCGAAUUUGUCACCUUCAUACGCGGGCCGACCGCCGGUCGCAGCGAUUCCGCCAGUUUUCGACUAUCCCCCGGCGUCCUCAAAGUUCCCUCGAGGACUGGGCCCCGGUGGUCCCGGAGGCCCACCCUUCGAGGAGGAUGCGUUCGGGCGCACACACCGCUACAGAGAACUCCCGUCGCAUCGCAUGCCACAGUACGAGGAUGACGACCUUUCGAAGCGCCGCAACCCUCGGGGGGCAACCCGUGAAGUUAUUCUACAGCGCGCCGAUGAAUGGAACGAUCCCUGGAUGCGCUCAAAGUCCCCCGGGCGGGACGGGAAGGGGCGAGGCGGCCGGCGAGGGGAACGACGCAGCUACAGCAACAGCUCGUCCUACAGCAGCUCCAGCAGCAGUUCGCGGUCCGGCUCGAGCUCCGACUCGAGUCGCUCGCCCAGCCCAACCGCCACCAGGCGCACCCGGUACGAUAGCCAUCGAUCGAAGGAUAGCGACCGGCACGCGACCACACACGUACGCAAGGUUAUUCGCACACGAUCCCCGAGCGUCAGUCCGAGGCGUGGCCGCAAAGGUUCUCCGGGUGUAGGAAAUGGACGGAUGAAGCGAAUCGACAAACGGGCACCCUCGCCGAUGGUUGAAAAGCGGGUGGUCGAGAAGGUGGUCACAGCCAAGCGGAAGAAGUCCCCAGCGAUGCACAAAACAGCCGGUGACAAACGCCGACGACACUCCAGCUCCUCCGGUUCCGGUUCGUCCGACUCCAGCGACUCCGGUUCGGAAAGUUCCUACUCUUCCAGCUCGGACAGCUCCUCGAGGGGCGCCGGUGGUGGUGCUAAGGGUGCCCGAGUGGCUAAGGGUGCGCGGGUGUCCGAGAAAGGUAGCAAGGGUUCCGGAAUGGCCAAGAAGGCAGAUCCCAAGAAGGGUGCCGAUGGAAAGGGCGGUGUGGCACAGGUUGUUCCACCGUCGAGUGCGGCCAUGGAGAAGGCGAAUGCGGCCGCGUCCAAGAAAUCGUCCCGCCGGGAGGAACUGUUGAAGCAGCUGCGAGCGGUGGAGGAAGCGAUCGCCCGAAAGCGUACCAAGAUAUCGUAAAUCUCACCGUUUUGUCCAUCUCCUACUCCUCCACCGCUCACGGUCCCACCUUUACCAUUCAUCCUUCAUCACCCUCCCCCUACCACCACCACCCACCACCACUAGGCCGCGCGCACGCGUAAGUUGGAGUAUUUUUAUGUUGAAAGAUUCCCCCUUCGGUGCCGGCCGCGCAUCAUAAGCAACUAAAGUGUGUAUGUGUGUGUGUGUGUGCGCAUAGAGUUGAACACUUCGUAAUGUCCGACCUCACGAGAACCCAUUCCACAUUAUAAUUUGGGUAGGGUACUGAUAUGUGAAAGCUCUCUUCCCGGCCAAGGCCGGACACUGCUUCCGGUCUAGGGAGAGAGGCAAGGAAGAUUUUGGUUCGUAAGCUUAUAUACAUCAAGACCGUUUAUUUUGACCAUUUCUUUUUUUUCCCCUGUACAACACUGCAAAACAUUAGAUGUCGCGAAUUAAUGUGCUUAUCAAUUGAUUUUCUUAGUUUAGAAGGCGAAAAGCAGCUGAGAAAUAACACCUCGCUGCCACAAAAUGCUGUGUGGUAUGCGCGGGAGUGCAGUGUUUCGGAAGUAAAAGUUAUAAAUGUAUUUAAAUAAAAUAAAAUUAAAAAACACUAAACUUAA
This is a messenger RNA of Anopheles coustani, 4015 nucleotides long. Its product is annotated as zinc finger CCCH domain-containing protein 18-like. The transcript has 7 exons. NCBI's taxonomy places the organism in Eukaryota, Metazoa, Arthropoda, Insecta, Diptera, Culicidae. The record is from RefSeq and is a predicted model, not a curated record. Gene Ontology annotation, molecular function: metal ion binding. The coding region runs from base 474 to 3398 and encodes 974 amino acids.